GUAAAGUGGCGCUAGCAAGCUCAUGGUGUUCAUGUCCGACAACAUUGAAAUCGUACGGCUGCGUACCUCUUUUGAUCUGUGAAACAGCUGCAACAUGGCGUCUUCAUCAUCGCUUAUCAUCCCAGAAAAAUACCAACACAUGUUGCGUGUUAUGUCAACCAACAUUGACGGUAAUCGCAAAAUUACACUUGCAUUAACUGACAUCAAAGGAGUUGGUAGACGUUAUGCCGAUAUGGUCGUCAAAAAGGCAGACAUUGCACUCCAAAAACGUGCUGGUGAAUGCACAGAAGAAGAGAUUGAAAAAAUUGUCACAAUCAUUGCUAACCCAAGACAUUACAAGAUCCCAGAUUACUACUUGAAUCGUCAAAAAGACAAAGUUGAUGGAAAAUUCACCCAACUUACUGGCUCAGCAGUUGACUCCAAACUUCGUGAAGAUUUGGAAAGACUAAAGAAAAUCCGUGCCCACAAGGGUCUUCGUCAUUACUGGGGUCUUCGUGUUCGUGGUCAACAUACCAAGACAACUGGUCGUCGUGGUCGCACUGUUGGUGUCUCCAAGAAGAAGUAAAAAAUGUAAUUUAUACACAUUGUUUCAAUAAAUUUUACAUAAAUCUA
Messenger RNA from Aphidius gifuensis, 612 nucleotides. It is a transcript of the gene RpS18, whose product is annotated as 40S ribosomal protein S18. Bases 95 to 565 code for a protein of 156 amino acids. Gene Ontology annotation, cellular component: small ribosomal subunit; ribosome; cytosol. The record is from RefSeq and is a predicted model, not a curated record. Gene Ontology annotation, biological process: translation. Gene Ontology annotation, molecular function: structural constituent of ribosome; RNA binding. The transcript is spliced from 4 exons. NCBI's taxonomy places the organism in Eukaryota, Metazoa, Arthropoda, Insecta, Hymenoptera, Braconidae.